CCAUGUUACACAGCUUUCAGUCCCGGCGGAGCUCUGAAGAUGGCGGCAACUGCAGCUGUGGGAGGAAGGUCAGCUUAUUACGGGAACGAGGGUGGCCGUGCCCCUAAGAGGCAGAAGACGGACGGGACUGACGACAGCGUGGCGGCCGCGGCGGAAGGAUACGAAGACCCUCACAAGACCCCGGCUUCUGCGGUGGUCCACGUGAGGGGGCUUAUUGAUGGAGUGGUGGAAGCUGAUCUCGCAGAGGCGCUUCAGGAGUUUGGCACCAUCAGUUAUGUGGUUGUGAUGCCUAAGAAGAGACAAGCCCUGGUGGAGUUUGAGGACAUCCUGGGAGCCUGCAAUGCCGUUAACUACGCCGCCGACAACCAGAUCUACGUUGCCGGUCACCCAGCUUUUGUCAACUACUCCACCAGCCAGAAGAUCUCGCGCCCUGUGGACACGGUAGAUGACUCGAGGGGUGUCAACAAUGUGUUGCUUUUCACCAUCCUCAACCCCAUCUACUCGAUCACCACGGAUGUGUUGUAUACCAUCUGUAAUCCAUGUGGACCUGUCCAGCGGAUUGUCCUCUUCAGGAAGAAUGGAGUCCAGGCUAUGGUGGAAUUUGACUCCGUACAAAGUGCUCAACGUGCGAAGGCCUCUCUGAAUGGAGCGGACAUAUACUCAGGAUGUUGCACUUUAAAGAUUGAGUAUGCUAAGCCCACAAGGCUGAACGUCUUCAAGAAUGACCAGGACACUUGGGACUACACUAAUCCGACCCUGAGUGGACAAGGAGAUGGACCAGGAAACCAAAACAAACGACAGCGAAACCCGCCUUUGCUGGGAGACCACCCUGCAGAGUACGGAGGAGGAGGAGGCCCACAUGGUGGAUACCAUAGUCACUAUCAUGAUGAGGGUUAUGGCCCUCCACCCCCACACUAUGAAAGCCGCAGAAUGGGACCACCUCCUGUUGGCGCCCCUCGCAGAGGACCAAAUCGUUAUGGUCCUCAGUACGGUCACCCUCCACCACCACCUCCGGAAUAUGGUCCUCAUGCGGACAGCCCCGUUCUCAUGGUGUAUGGACUUGAUGCAAAAAAGAUGAAUUGUGAUCGGGUGUUCAAUGUAUUCUGUUUAUAUGGCAAUGUAGAGAAGGUGAAAUUCAUGAAGAGCAAACCUGGGGCUGCUAUGGUGGAGAUGGCUGAUGGGUAUGCUGUGGACAGAGCCCUCACCCACCUGAACAAUAACUUCAUGUUUGGGCAGAAGCUCAGUGUCUGUGUGUCAAAGCAGCAGUCUAUUGUGCCUGGUCAGUCGUACGGCCUGGAGGAUGGCUCAUGCAGCUUCAAGGUGUUCAGCGGUUCCCGAAACAAUCGCUUCACGUCUCCUGAGCAGGCGGCAAAGAACCGCAUCCAGCAGCCGAGCAAUGUACUUCAUUUCUUCAAUGCUCCACCAGAAGUCACAGAUCAGAACUUCUUAGAGAUCAAUGAUGAGCUUGGCUUGAAGAAACCGGCAUCUGUCAAAGUAUUUCCUGGCAAAAGUGAUCGGAGCUCCUCGGGGCUGCUGGAGUGGGAAUCUAAGAGCGAUGCCCUUGAAACACUCAGUUUACUGAAUCAUUUCCAGAUGAAGAAUCCUAAUGGCCCAUACCCUUACACCUUGAAGCUGUGCUUCUCCACCGCCCAGCAUGCAUCGUAACACCCUAGAUGUGACCUGACCGUUCCCUCCCCACCGCUAAUGUUUAGUACCCGUUGGGCUCCUUGAGCUAGAUUUUUUUUUAUUUCAGUUUAUUAUAUAAUUUUUUUUUUUUUUUUUUAUGUAUGGUUGUGUGCCUGUACUUAGCACAUGUUAAAUUGGGGACACUUGUGUUGCGUCACUGGACGUUUGCUGGUUUUUCCCAUGUUUAAUAAAGCCUGAUGCUUUGAUUGGUAAA
Molecule: messenger RNA, 1900 nt
Organism: Bufo gargarizans (Asiatic toad)
Lineage: Eukaryota; Metazoa; Chordata; Amphibia; Anura; Bufonidae
Gene: HNRNPL
Product: heterogeneous nuclear ribonucleoprotein L
Exons: 13
Coding region: 40-1665 (541 amino acids)
Biological process (GO): regulation of RNA splicing; mRNA processing
Cellular component (GO): nucleus
Molecular function (GO): mRNA binding
Source: RefSeq, a predicted model, not a curated record